GCAUUUGAAUCAAAUCAAAUAUGUCGUACAGGGAAAUUUUCUAUAGAUUUUUUAAACUUUGGAACUCACGCAGAGAUAGUCACGCUAUCUAUCUCUGCGUGAUUAUUUAUUGUGAAACGAACAUUUUCUCGCUCAUUUAUCUAACAGCCAUUGUUUAGCUAUGAACAAAAAGACUGCAACUAAGAACUUACCAUAACUAGGCUGAAGCUUAAAAGUGCAACAAGUAGCUACAGCCUACACAUGUUUUGACAUCCCAGUGUCUUUCAAUUUGUUUGUCAUCAAAAGUCAAUCUCCGUUAAGAAAGGUACAGGUACAGUUCUCUUUGUCAAUCACUACAACGUACUAGUUGUGGAUCAGCUUAAACAAGGGAUAAUUUUCUCAUCAUUUAAAAAGACAACAUUGUCUUCUAAGGAGUUAUCAUCAAGAUACCAAAAACAUCUUGUACCCUUUUGCAGUUGAAAAAGAUUCCACAUAGGGUUUGCCUGUGCACCCUUUUGGUCAGCAAAACGAUUUGAUGUUUUGUUUAAUGGCAUCGAACAACGAGCAGGACGGUAGUCCAAGCAUUGUCGAGGAUGACGACAUCUCCCAGUCCAACAGAAUUUCAUCGCCAACAGCCACCUUGUCGCUAGCAAGCAAUGUUCGGAAAAAAAUAAAAAAGGUACCUGAUGCAACUCACGGUUUAAAAUUUGAAUCGAAAUUGUUGACGUCGUUUUGCAUACGAGCACUUGGAGUUGGUUGCAUAUUUCGAUUGACCAAAGAAAGAGAAGACCUGGGUGGUAAAUUUGACGAUGUGAUUUUUCAGUAUCAAGUGCUAGAUGAUACAUCUGAAGGUAAACAUUGGCGCUAUCGCUACUUGCAAGCCAAACACAAGCAGAAGGAAUCAGACAAGAUUAAUGCGACUCACCUCCUCGAAGACAACGACAAGAGUGCUUUCAGCUUACCAAAAUAUUUCCGUUCCUUCUGCAAGAUGAGAAGAAGAGGCGAAGACAUUCACGACUGCAUCAUUUGCACAAACAUUGGCUUCGAUUUGGAAGACGUCAAGAAGAAUGGCAUCGAUUUGGUGUCGAUUAACGAUCAACCUGAAGACAUUCUAGAAUUUGGUCCACAAGAGAAGACAGUUCGUUACAAACUAAACUUCGCAAAAGAUUUACGAGUCAAAGUAUUGAACGAAUGGCCAGAUAUUCAACGUCUUGCCAUUAACUUGCAAAUCUACGCACGGGAUCAAACAACAAUUGAUAUAAGGACUGGAGUGUUCAGCAGCUACCACGUUGCUUUGACGAAGGAAAGCGUCAUUGAUUCUGCCACGAAAAAGUUCCAUGGGGAUUUUGUAAACGAAACUGAAGGUCUGUCCGAUGGGGCCAAACACCUACGUCAAAUCCUCAGCCAACGGGUGAAAAAAGACGAAUGGGAAAACUGGAUAUUCAAAUUGGGUAACACAUUCGGAAAAAGCCAAUUGGCUCCUGAAAUGGAAAAUCGGCUACCGUUUAAAAUCUCGGAGGAAGACAUUGACGCAUUCCUUGACAAAUUCGUGUUUGUGGUGAACAUGCCAAACGAAGAGCAAUUUGAAGCCAUUUUACAAACUCAAGAUGUGAGCAAGUACUACCCUAAGGACGAAUGCAAACAGCAAACGAUCCGUUUGCUACACGAAUUAUCUGCAAAGUUCUCCAACAAGGAAAAGGACUAUUGGCUAACUUCAGAAGAAGCCAAGAAGAUCUUGUUAGAUGGCGUUACAAACAUUUCAAGUCAGCACCAGGCCAAAUUAGAAAACGAGGUGGGCUUCAACGACGUCGCCAAGAAUGACAUGGCCAUUAAACUAAAGGAUUUCCUGGACAGUAGCGAAAUGUUUAAGCGCAUUACCACAUCAUCACCGAGAUAUACGACCGUCAAAGUCUUUUCGGCCAUUCCAAUACUGAAACAGGAAUAUACAGCACCAAUUAGCCACCUGGUGACGUCAUCUAGUCAAUUGCAAGCCAUGGAAGAUACGGAGAGAUGGAAAAAUAUAUUGAAACUACCGGUCGAUUCUGGUCAUUUUCUCCUAGUCGUUUGCGAUGAUGGCGAGAAGCCGUUACAAGACGAACAAUAUGCUAAACUAUUUCUGGGUGAAGAAGGAAAGACAAAAAGAUACAAGGUGAUUGUCAUCAGUCGCAAGAGAGCUGAAAUCGCUGAUUAUGUCAGCGAUGAAAUAAACUACGCGCAGCUGGAUGAAUCCUUCAAGCAAAAGAUCCUGUCGAAAGUAGUUUCAUUCCAAACGCAAAAUGAAUCUGUUGAACGUCUAAUUGGAACCAAACCGGAAGAGGUGUUCGAAUCCUUAGAAGAAAUGCUGGAUCCUGAAGGAGGGCCAAUCAUCAUUCCAUCAUUCGAUACGUCCCGUUUCGAGAAAUCCCUUUACAUCAAGAGACGAGUGAAAUUUGCAUUUGACCAAAACUUUUACGCUGAAUUAGCGAAUCGUUUGAAUUGCACCGUGGAAAAGGUCAGUGGGGAAUGCAGAAUCAGUACCCAAGGCCAAAUCGAAUGGUUGGUCGAUGACGAGCGCCGUAAAGAGAUAUGGGAAAACAUUACAAAAAUGAACGACCAAACAUCCAGCAACGUUGAAGAAGACGGCCAUUUAAUUAACGUUGACGAGGAGCGGAAAGAACAGCCGGUCGUCAUCAUAUGCGGCGUGGCUGGAACAGGCAAAUCGACCCUGCUCUCCCACUACUACAGUGAAAUCAAGAAGAUGAAGUCCGACUGUUGGGUUAUCAGACUGAACUUGGUCCAACAUUGUGAUGCCAUAAGGAAACUCGAUAGAAGAAGGCCCGACUUAACCGAAUUUCUCAUUCAUCAUCUGCGUGUCAUCGAUGGUCAAAGCCCGUUUUCUCGCUCGUUGCUGAAACGCCGGUUCGAGACGGGCGAUCGGAUCGUUUUCAUGUUUGAUGGAUUCGAUGAAAUUAGUUACGAAUGCCAAGAAAUUGCGAUUCAGCUAAUGAAGGUUAUUCAAAAGAAGAAGGGCGUUCAACUGUACGUCACAACCCGCACCCAUACGGCCCACCAUCUGCAAUUCGAAUUACGUCAGUUGGCUUAUUAUUUGGAAAACUUUAACGAAAAUGACCAGAUUUGUUUCCUGGCCAGUUAUUGGACGAAAGAAUCGCAACUGCCAAAAGAUGGAGCCAUCAUGGACUUCGCCAAAGCGCUAGUGGAUCGUGUGUCGAAGACUCUGAAAGACAAAGAAAGAGCUUUCAUCGGAAUCCCUUUGCAAUGCAGAAUUCUCGCCGAGUGCUACCAUCAAAAUGUUGGCGACAUUGUGCGAAGCAACGCUUUAAAUGACGCAACACUCCAACCUAGCGAAUUGGUAUCCCAAAAACUGUUGGCUUUACUUGACAAUCAGAAAUUCGAUUUAGUUAGUCUGUACAGCCAAUUGAUGGACACCAAACGCAAAGUCUUUCGAGAAGAAAAAACCAACACUCCCAUCGGCAAUCAGAUAAUGGCUGACGCCAUUGAGUUUUGGAUUAAGAAAAUCGAGUCUCGAUUAACGAAAUUGGCAGUGGAAACCAUCAUCACCGAACCAAAUGUCCUGGAAAUGUUUUGGCCACGAAAAUCUUCGUACAAGUCCACCGAAGAUCUUGAACGAGAAGAAAAAAGGCUGGCUGAAAAUAAUCUGAAAUUUGGCUUAACUUUUUCUAGUGCAGAUGGAAUGCGACCCGAGUUCUUGCACCGGACGUUUGCCGAGUAUUUAGUCGCGAAACAUCUUUACGAAGGAUUUCAUCUCGACGACAAACGUCACAACAAACUGCUGGAAAAUGAAUCCAUUCGAAAAUUGAUCCUGAACAAAAUCUUGGCUUCAAAGCAAUACGACGGAGUUCAAGUGUUUCUCGAUUGCAUGGUGAGAAAUGAUGUCGACGAGGAUGAAGAGUGGCGUUGUCAAAUCGAUCGUCGUCAAUUGCCGGAUCGACUCAAGAAAUUGACUGAAAAUCUGUUUACUCAGUUUCUGCGCAAUUUUCCACCGCUUUGUUUAUUCGGCGAAACGACAGUCAGCCGACUUUACUUUGCAAACGCUCUCCGUUUUUCACUUUCGAAUGGGAAAGGCAACAUAUUCCUGUUGUUGUGCGACUGUCUUGAUACCAUGUUCAAAAGAAAGCAAAUCCACUGGGCAAUGUGUACCUCUUUCAUAGGGUCAUUACCUCGCACUUUAAUUCAUUCCAUUUCACCCGCCUAUUUUAAAGAAAACAGGGUCUUUAAACGAUUCAUCAAUUAUUUUGACAUCGAUCCAGCCAGUCCCUCUACGUACAGUGUUAUAAGCGAACUUAUAGAAGGCAUGUUCCCUUAUUAUUCUCCUGAAAUGGUAAGGUCUUUCUGGUACCGAGACGAGCACCACCAAACGAUGAGCGACUUGCUUCAGUUUUUGGAAAACCAACACGUGGCUUUCAACGAAUAUUUAGAAGACAACCGAGAAUACAGGAAACAACCAAUUUUGGAACUUUUGAUGGGCAGUGACGACUAUCGUAGUCACCUGGAAACAUUUCUAAAGCUUUUGUCCAAAUCGACAGCUUAUUCGGACGACAUCACGUUUGCCGAACUGCUAAUGGAAGUUUUCCGUUCUAAAGAACAUCUGAUGCCUGGCCAGAUUGCCAAAACACUGGCUGUCUUACACGGACUAGGGCGGUCUACUCUUCUCGUUCAGCUGUACGGCGGAGUUUUAGCUGUAAAGCCGGAAGCAUUUCAGACUCUUUAUCAGCCGCGUCGGUUAGAACAAGAAGACGCGAUCCCGACUGACCUCGUCAAGUUUUUGGAAACCGAUUCUUAUGGGAUGACUCGUCUUCAUCGAGCAGCGUUCUACGGAGACGUCGAAAUACUCGACCAAAUGUUAGCAAGAUUUGGCCAGCUGGAACUCGAUGAUGAAGUUAAACAAGCAGUACGCCAGGUGUUUGUUGAGGGUUACACUCCGUUUUACUUUGCCGCUGUUAAAAGUCACGAAAAAGUCUGUUCCAACUUGUUGGUCUUUGUGAAAGACAUUUUCCCCGACUUACUGACGGGAAAGUCAACUCUGUUCAAUGGAUUUAUUCACCGAUCUCUUAAUCGCGCCAUGGAAUCGGAAAAUGUGGAAAUGUUUCAACUGAUAUCGAAGGUAGUCAAGAAAGAAUUAGGACAUGAAUAUCUACUUGACCUGUUAGCAACCGGUGUGAUGGACUUUUCUUCGCAUCCUAUUUUUGAUAGCUGCAGGUCGGAAAAAGUAUUCAACGCAAUGGCGAAGAUCAUCGUCGAUCGAGAUGGCACCGUCGAUUACAAAUGUCUGAAUGACCUGAUUUUCAACGGAAAAGAAUUAGCGAGAAACGCGUUGCAUUACGUGGAUGCCGAACAUCUGCAGGGAUUGUUAUCAGUAGAAGGUGCUGAUACCUUCACGAAGCGUGUGUUCGAUACAUCAUUUUCUACACCCUGUGGUUUCCGUCAGUUGUCAAAGAUGUUAAAGAAUUUUAACCAAACACAACUAUUAGAUUUCGUGAAAAUGAUUACACUUAAAGGUGAUACCAAAAUAGUCAAAAGUAGCUGGUCGCGUACGGUCUCUACGGCUGAUCUCAGUAAUCCAACGUAUCGUGACACGUUCAUCCAACCCAUUCUGGGCGAUUACACCGACGACGAUUUAAUUUUCACGCCAAACGAUGACGGAACCACCACCGUUCACGCCGAAGGAGUUGUUCCGAGGAACAGCUUUUGGGGAGACUGCCUACGAUCGAAUAUCACCUCUUUAGUUUAUCCUUCUAUAUCUCGAGAAGACGUUUAUUGCGUUCUCGAGUGUUUGACUUGCGUAUCGGAUAAACUCGGAGGUGAUCACGCUCAAGAACUGUUGCUCCACCAAGACGAUCGGGGCUACGUCGUCAUUGAUCUAUCACAAGAAAUCGUCAAACUCAUGUUGGAACGUUUACCGGAGAACAGCCAAGAGCAAGUGAAACAAAAGUGGAAGGAAAAUGUUCCGCCCAUGACGAAGGAUUCGUUCUUCCACUCUACGAACCAGUCCCGCACGGUUGUAAUCGCAAACCAUUGCAGUGAUGUCUUACAAUUUUACUUGGAUUAUGGCAGCGAGGUGCAACUCAACGAAUGCGUCGAUGUUCUUACAUCUGUUUGUUUGAUUAACGGACAACAGCGCAGUGUAUGGAGUUACAUUUUUGAACAUUGUGAGGUAACGAAGACGAACGAAUUAUUGAAAUCUGUGUUGGAAACUUUCGGUCGGGAGGCCGUGAAAAAGUUGCUGCUUCACGAAAUGGAUCAAUUUCCUCUCAUACUGAAAGCUCUCUCCUGGGGAGAGGACAUUGACGGGAGGCUGGAAACUUUGCCACAAGAAAUACAAAAUGAUAUUCAACAAGUUGUUGAACGAAAAUCUGCCCAGCUUAUUGAAGAAGUGUUUCUACAUCACAAAACUUAUUUCGAAGUACCGAGAGAACAAUUUCCGAGAGACGAAUAUAAAAAACGAUUAAACAUUUUGGUAUUUGUGCUCAAAUACAGCAAUGCUCAACAACUCGAGCAAUUCGUUGAAAACAUCACGACGUUGCAGGUUUCCACGGGUAUCGCGGGUAUCUGGCCCAUCGUUCAGCCUACGCUCAGCAUAUGGGCUGAGAUUCUAAUCCAGCGCCCGUGUUACGAAACCACGACGAACAACGUUGCGACCAUGAACAUUAUUUUAGAAUGCGUUACGCAGAGACUAGGCACAAAUGCCGUCAAAGAAUUAGUGCUCCACAAAAUCGAUGACAAGCCCUUCAUAUAUUUUCCUGCAGUUAGAGGAGAGGAGAAAAUGGUGGAGACGAUGCUCGCCCAUUUGGAUGCCAAAAAUCGCAAAAAGAUUCAACGUCAAGUCAACGAGUUUUUAGACACAACUUUCGAGGUCCCCUCUGAUGGCGCUCUUACUACUGCCAUGAAGAUUUGGCAUUUCGAAAUUGCUGCGGAGAGUUACUCUCAUCGAGGUUGCACUGGAGACGACGCCGCUUCAUUGGUAAUGUUCAACACAAAUCUACGCAACAGGCCCAGGGGCGACUUGUUCCCCUACAGAUGGAAGCGAACGACACGCAUUUAGUUUCGUUAGCCGACCGAUCGGUCAGAAUUGGGACUCGGGUUGACGACAGUCUUUUGGUGAUAUGCAUGGACAUGAUUAAAAAAAAACAAACAAAAAAAGGGCGAAACAUUUCGACAGCCUUUGUCUUAUCAGCGUAUACGGCCCACAUAAAAUUGAUCCAUUCGUUCCGGUGAUAAUAUCUCUUGGGCUGUUGUGUUUGAUAUAAACCCGGUUUAGAGCAGUUUCCCUUUAGUAUUUCAGACUAGGGUUUUGUGUUAGUAGGCAGGUGUUGGACGACGACGGUGGUCGCACAUUUUAAUUCGUUCCGUGCGUGCUGCCGACAUUGUUCCACACGUUUUUUGUUACAGGUUGAAAACCGGAUCAUUCAUUUUCGUGUUUUGUGUAUACGCUUUCCGGCUCGGAUCGAAUUA
Molecule: messenger RNA, 7449 nt
Organism: Daphnia magna
Lineage: Eukaryota; Metazoa; Arthropoda; Branchiopoda; Diplostraca; Daphniidae
Exons: 4
Coding region: 515-7039 (2174 amino acids)
Molecular function (GO): protein binding
Source: RefSeq, a predicted model, not a curated record